This is a messenger RNA of Dendrobium catenatum, 1058 nucleotides long. RefSeq names its product partner of Y14 and mago. Lineage: Eukaryota; Viridiplantae; Streptophyta; Magnoliopsida; Asparagales; Orchidaceae. The coding region runs from base 206 to 859 and encodes 217 amino acids. The record is from RefSeq and is a predicted model, not a curated record. Gene Ontology annotation, molecular function: RNA binding. The transcript is spliced from 4 exons. Gene Ontology annotation, cellular component: cytoplasm; exon-exon junction complex. Gene Ontology annotation, biological process: exon-exon junction complex disassembly.
UCUGCUCAUCUGUAUAUCUGGAGAGAGAGAGAGAGAGAGAGAGAGAGAGAGAGAGCGAGCGAGGCAGGGAGGACGACAGAGGGAGAGAUAGAAAGAUCCGAACCCCGUUUUCGCUGUCCAGAGAUCGCGAUCGUUCGAAGGGGAGAGGGAAAGGGCAAGGAAAAGGGGAGCGGCGCUGACUUGUGUUUGUUUUCUUUCUCCGGUUAUGGGGGAUGAGCCGAGUACACGUCUGAUGAAAAUGCCCAAAGAGGGAGAGCGCAUCCUCGCCCCGAGCCGGCGGCCUGACGGUACCCUUCGUAAACCCAUUCGUAUCCGCGCCGGCUACAUAGCCCAGGAAGAAGUAGCAAUCUACCAGUCCAAGGGCACCCUUAUGAGGAAAGCGGCGGAAUCGCUGGUCCCUCCUGGUUACGAUCCGGCGCUGGAUGCGAAGCCGAAGACCAAGUCUGCCAAGAGGAAUGAGCGGAAAAAGGAGAAGAAGCUCCAGGCUUCACUUGCUACAGCAGACAAGGGGAAUAACUUGGACGUAGAGGAAGCUUUAGAGAGAAUAGCUGAAGAGCCUUCUGCGGCUCUUCAUGAUAGGCAAGAUGCUGCAGAAUCAAUUACGGAGGGGAUAAAUAAUCUUUGUGUUUCUCUAUCAAAAGAAACAUUGGAAACUUCAAAAACUGGAGAAUGUUCUGGUGCAGAUAUUGAUAAGAGAAUUCGAGCUUUAAAAAAGAAGAUUCGAUUGGCUGAAGGCCAGCAGCUAAAAGGAGAACAGUCAAACAUGAAGCCAGAGCAAAUUGAAAAAAUGGCAAAAAUUGCAGAUUGGCAUGCAGAACUCAAAUUGUUGGAGGAUAAGAGGACUAAUAUGGCUUCAUGAGAAAGUCGCAGGUUCUCAACCAUGGGUACUAACUGUUUAGAUCUUUUUAUCGUAAUUUUGCUUCUCAUUCAACCCACCCAUUUAUGGGAUACUUAAGAACUUAAUUUUAGAUGGUAUAUUUACAUAAUGUGCUGUAACUACACUAACUUAGAAUUUAUGGACACUGAAGACAUUUAAGGUUGUGGUGUCCUUUGUUUCA